Agrilus planipennis (emerald ash borer) is the source of this 720-nucleotide messenger RNA. RefSeq lists its product as uncharacterized. The transcript is spliced from 2 exons. NCBI's taxonomy places the organism in Eukaryota, Metazoa, Arthropoda, Insecta, Coleoptera, Buprestidae. The record is from RefSeq and is a predicted model, not a curated record. Bases 116 to 622 code for a protein of 168 amino acids.
GAUUUCCUCAAAGGUGCGGUUAGUAAAGUAAUGUGUAGUAGCCUCCGUAUACUCCACAACGAAAAUUUAACAAAAAAUUGAAAAGUUUGUGAUUUGUACAUACUGUAGUACAGACAUGAAUUCAAUAGUUAAUACUAUUACUAAAAAUUUGCCAGAUUAUUGGGAUAAAAAUAUAUCCUAUCAAAAUCCUUAUCGUCGAAUAAAUGUAAGUAUUUAUCGGGCAGAGUAUGAUAAAAUUUCCGACAUACUUAGUAAAGCUGCCAACGAUUACCACCAUCAAUUGCGAAGGUUGGAACGAGUGCAGAACGUAUAUGCCUAUGGUCAGUUUAUUGUACGUGAGCAAUUCUUUAUUAAUAAUGCCCCUUUAUCCACUUGUUACAGGGUACAACGUUUUUAUGUGUUAAGAAAAAUUUAUUUAGAAGAUGCAAUAGAAUAUAAUUUGGACCCCAGAAGAAUUGGUGUGGGAACUACUACUAUAACAUUUUUAUCAAAGAUUAACUUUGUACCAGAUGAUCAUGUGGUAUUAGUUCUAAAGGUAUUGACCUACAAUCCAAAUCAAGAUUCAAUUACACCAGAACGAAGUUCAGAUUACUUUAUAGAAUAUGUAGCUUAUCUUGACUAAAUUUGUAUUUUAACUAUUUAUUGUAUAAGGAAGCUGAAAUUUGACUUGUUAUAUUAUACUACUUUUAUAAUUAACCAAAAUGUUUACUACUUUUUUUA